Molecule: messenger RNA, 966 nt
Organism: Drosophila grimshawi
Lineage: Eukaryota; Metazoa; Arthropoda; Insecta; Diptera; Drosophilidae
Gene: sta
Product: 40S ribosomal protein SA
Exons: 3
Coding region: 102-920 (272 amino acids)
Biological process (GO): cytoplasmic translation; ribosomal small subunit assembly
Cellular component (GO): 90S preribosome; ribosome; cytosolic small ribosomal subunit
Molecular function (GO): structural constituent of ribosome
Source: RefSeq, a predicted model, not a curated record
ACUCUUUUUUGGCCAACUCAAAGAGAAACUGGCCGUCACUCGUCCAUUUUGUCAACGCUCCCAGCGGCAUCCAGAACGUUUCGUAACUCUUUCACGUUAAAAUGUCGGGAGGCUUAGAUAUACUGUCCCUCAAAGAGGAUGACAUUACCAAAAUGUUGGUCGCCACCACCCAUCUGGGCUCGGAGAACGUAAAUUUCCAGAUGGAACAAUACGUUUUCAAGCGUCGCGCCGACGGCGUCAACAUCAUCAAUCUGGGCAAGACAUGGGAGAAACUGGUUCUCGCUGCACGCGCCAUUGUCGCCAUUGAGAAUGCCUCCGAUGUGUUCGUCAUCUCGUCGCGUCCCAUUGGCCAGCGUGCCGUGCUGAAGUUUGCCAAGUAUACGGAUACGACGCCAAUUGCUGGCCGCUUUACGCCCGGCGCGUUCACCAAUCAGAUUCAGCCCGCUUUUCGCGAGCCUCGUCUGUUGGUGGUCACCGAUCCCAAUACCGAUCAUCAGCCAAUUAUGGAAGCAUCGUAUGUGAACAUACCCGUUAUUGCGUUCACCAAUACGGAUUCGCCGUUGCGCUACAUUGAUAUUGCCAUACCGUGCAACAACAAGUCGCCGCAUUCGAUUGGUCUGAUGUGGUGGCUGCUUGCCCGUGAGGUGUUGCGUCUGCGUGGCACCAUUUCGCGCACCACCGAAUGGCCGGUGGUCGUUGAUCUGUUCUUCUAUCGUGAUCCCGAGGAGGCCGAGAAGGAGGAGGCUGCAGCUGCCAAGGAGCUGCUGCCGCCACCCAAGGUCGAGGAGGCCGUCGAUCAUCCCGUCGAAGAGACAACCAAUUGGGCCGAUGAGGUCGCUGCCGAGACUGUUGGCGGCGGUGUCGAGGACUGGAACGAGGAUACCGUCAAGACCUCCUGGGGCAGCGAUGGCCAGUUCUAAAUAACUGUGCACCAUAAAUAAAUGGCCAACAUUUAUGUUUCCUAAA